CGUGGGUAACCGGCAUGUUCCACCGCACACAAGGGACGACGCUGCGCCACUUCCCUCAGAAGCCGCGAGCCCUUCGGAGUCGAGACUUCGCUCCUUUACUCUGGUCUACGCCCCCUGGAGGCCAUUUCUGACAGGCGCUCCCUUCCCGGCUUCCGGUGAGGGCGGGUUGAUAGCUGCCCGCGCCUCCUCUCCACCUCCCAGACCAGCAGAGGCAGCAGCAGAAGCCGCAGCUCCCGCCAGCCCCUCCCGCCGUCGCCAUUCCUCGCCCGCCCGGCUCUCUCCUUCCCUCCCUCCCCGGGGCCCCUCGCCUCCGGAUCGCUCCUUCCUCCCCAUUCCUCCCUUGUUUUUCCUCCCCCUCUCUUCCCUUCCCCGGUCUCUCCGCACAUCCCGUCCUCUCGGCGGUCACCUCUUGUCCCGUGUAACUCGGAAGUUGUCAUCUCCUGUGACCAAAGACUGCAUUGUUCAUCGUCUGGCUGUUGCCCUGAUAUACCAGGCCUCAUCUCAUCAUGGACACUGGUGUUAUUGAAGGAGGCCUGAACGUCACCCUCACAAUCAGACUGCUGAUGCAUGGCAAGGAAGUUGGUAGCAUCAUUGGAAAGAAAGGAGAGUCUGUUAAAAAGAUGCGUGAAGAGAGUGGGGCACGGAUAAACAUCUCAGAAGGCAAUUGCCCUGAACGUAUUAUCACAUUAGCGGGCCCAACAAAUGCCAUUUUCAAAGCAUUUUCAAUGAUUAUUGAUAAACUGGAAGAGGAUAUCAGCAGCUCCAUGACCAACAGUACAGCAUCCAGCAAACCACCAGUUACUCUGCGUCUGGUAGUUCCUGCAAGCCAAUGUGGAUCCCUAAUUGGAAAAGGAGGCUGUAAAAUAAAGGAAAUCAGAGAGAGCACCGGGGCUCAGGUACAAGUUGCAGGAGAUAUGCUGCCUAAUUCCACAGAGCGUGCUAUCACUAUUGCUGGUAUUCCGCAGUCCAUCAUAGAGUGCGUCAAGCAGAUCUGUGUGGUAAUGCUAGAGUCUCCUCCCAAGGGGGUUACCAUCCCAUACCGGCCCAAGCCCUCCAGUUCUCCUGUGAUAUUUGCCGGUGGUCAGGUGUCGCGCCAGGCCGGAGGGCAUGCAUGUGAGACUGACCUGUGGGAGGGGCGGAGGUCCCACACAGGGGGAGUCUCCCUAGAUGCUGUGGAUCUCCACGGGGCCUACACCAUUCAAGGACAGUAUGCCAUUCCUCAGCCUGAUCUGACCAAGUUACACCAACUGGCAAUGCAGCAGUCUCACUUCCCUAUGUCCCAUAGUGGCAACACCGGAUUCAGUGGAGGUAUUGAUGCUUCAGCUCAGACAACCUCUCAUGAACUCACCAUUCCAAACGAUCUGAUCGGCUGCAUCAUUGGACGUCAGGGAGCGAAAAUAAAUGAGAUCCGCCAGAUGUCUGGAGCACAGAUUAAGAUCGCCAACCCCGUUGAAGGUUCCACUGAUCGUCAGGUUACAAUUACUGGAUCAACAGCCAGCAUUAGUUUGGCCCAAUACCUUAUCAAUGUCAGUCUAGAAACUGCUAAACCCUCCUCUUCCCAGAGCGUCACGACCCCUGACCUUCUCAGCAUCUCUCAGUCCUCCACCCCUUCUUCCUCUUCCAACGCUGCCCCCUCUCUGGUGAACGCUUCCACGGCCGGGGGUGGCGAACCCUCCUCAGCCUCCACAUCCUCUUCCUCCUCCUCGGACACACCUUCCAGCCUCCCUAAUCCCUCGACUGUCCCUUGUGUCUCCAAUCUGCUUGACAUGAAACCUGUCCCGCUCCUGGCUCUAAAUGUCGUGUCCACAGCCUCCUCUACCUCAUCCUCCUCUGCUGCUCCUGCCUCUGCCGCCCAGCAAUACUCUAAAGUGAAAUCGGACAAGCAGCGCUUCUCUCCCUACUGAGUAGCCUGUGGUUACUUCUCUAUGUAACAAUUUAAUGGACUGUCUUUAUCAUGUUGGACCUGCUGUAAAUCCCCAUAAUGCUGCAAAUUGAAGGUAUUCUGUCAUCUGUGACGUCACUGUACAACCAAGCAUACUGCCAUAUGCUGGCCUGAUUUUCUUACCUGAUUCCAGCUGUGCCAUUCCUGGGGCCAUCGUGACCUUCUUGCAUAUCGCUUUUUUUUUAAAUAUGCAGGUGCUGCCUCCAGUAUAGUGAGGGUGGUACCAUUGCACUCAUUGCACAGAAGCUCCAUUGACGGCCAGCCCCUUCCUCGGCCUUUGACGGGACUAGGCGAUAGGUACGUAAUUUCUCCUGGUCCUGUCUGUUUGGGGGAGGAGUUCGGCUGUGAAUGGAGCAGAGCUUGUGUGCUGUGACGGUAAUGACACUGUCCUGGUUACACUAUAGGUGUCAUUUGUGUAUUUCAAAAAAGCAGAUUUUUAUCUGCAAGGGAGUCAGACUUGACUGGCACUAUGCUUGGUUGCAGAGUGAUGCCACCGACAGCCUCCCUUUAAGCAAUCUAAAUGAUUUUGGGUUCUAAUGAUUACUGAUUUGAAGGGUAGUUUGCUGCCUCUUUGUGCAUCUUUUACCUUACCAAUAGUGUUAGCUGUCUUUAUAGCUUUGAUCAGCCUUCACUGUAUUUCAAUAAAACAGCUAAUAGUUUGUU
Messenger RNA from Bufo bufo (common toad), 2605 nucleotides. It is a transcript of the gene PCBP2, whose product is annotated as poly(rC) binding protein 2. The transcript has 13 exons. The record is from RefSeq and is a predicted model, not a curated record. Gene Ontology annotation, molecular function: mRNA binding; single-stranded DNA binding. Lineage: Eukaryota; Metazoa; Chordata; Amphibia; Anura; Bufonidae. Gene Ontology annotation, cellular component: cytoplasm; nucleoplasm; nucleus. Gene Ontology annotation, biological process: regulation of RNA metabolic process; regulation of gene expression. Bases 507 to 1904 code for a protein of 465 amino acids.